UUAUAUCUUAUAACGACAAGGCUGACCAAACGCCAGAAGAUAUUGCGACAGUACGCUGAUAUUUGGUGAAACGGAAAAAGGAAAUAUUGCUUGACCUUGUUUGAAGAAGAUGGUGAAUUACUAUGAGGUCCUCGGAGUACAAAAAACUGCUUCUUCAGAUAAGAUUAAAAAGGCAUACAGACAGUUGGCCUUAAAGGUGCAUCCUGAUAAAAAUCCAGGAAACCGAGAAGCAGCAGAGAAAAAAUUUGUAGAAAUCUCUAAAGCAUACGAGGUCUUAUCUGAUGAUAAAAAGAGAGAUGCGUAUGACCGAUCCAACAGAGUGGUCAUAAAAGAACGACAUGCAGAAAGACGGGGUGGGACUGGAGGCAGACAUGAUGAUGGACGCAAAGACAAAGUCCGUGAAAAAAGGAGAUCUGAAACAGAACUUCGCUCCCACCGGCCGCACAUUGAUGAGCAUGAAAAUGUGGACACCUUCUCACUCAACAUCUUUGGUGAUCUGCUUGACCACAUUUCUGGGCAAAGCAGCCGAAGUGGCAGCAGCUUUUCUGUCUCUAUCAGUGGGGUCACCCCUAUUCCGGGAACUAGUUUUACUUCUUUUGGCCCUGAGAUUACUGGAUGCUGUUCCUGCUCCAUAAACAGUAGCACCAUAGGGAAGAUCAAGUCUGUCAUAACAACUAGCAAGAUUGUGAAUGGCCAAAAAGUCAUUACAAAGAGAAUUGUGCUGAAUGGCAAAGAGAGAAUCGAAAUUGAGGAGCCACUCUGCCACUGAGCUUCUCCCAGCUGUCUUUGGUAAGGGACAUAGCUAUUAAACUUGAGGAGGGUACUA
Anolis sagrei ordinatus is the source of this 826-nucleotide messenger RNA. NCBI's taxonomy places the organism in Eukaryota, Metazoa, Chordata, Lepidosauria, Squamata, Anolidae. The record is from RefSeq and is a predicted model, not a curated record.